AUGGUCAUGUUGAGCGGGGAAUCGGUUGAUGCCAGUCUUGGUUCUAUGGCCGGCUUAUCGCCGAAGCACGACGUUGCACAACGUCGUCGCACGCAAUCAAAAUCUCCGCGCCCUAGUGGAGUCUCAUUCACGGCGAAAAGGAUCUCCCAUACGUGUUGA
Molecule: messenger RNA, 159 nt
Organism: Plenodomus lingam JN3
Lineage: Eukaryota; Fungi; Ascomycota; Dothideomycetes; Pleosporales; Leptosphaeriaceae
Source: RefSeq, a predicted model, not a curated record